AUGACGAUUACCGGCGUCAAUUCAAAUGUUCUGAAAAAAGGUAAGUGAGACGAAGACGAAUUCAAUCGGUUUUAGUGUAUUUUAGUAUUACUUUCUUAAAUUUCAUAAAACAAUGAAAUUAAGGCGAUCCCGAGCCGUCAGCACCUGCGGCUGGGACCUAUCGUCUCUACAACAUGAGAUUCUGUCCUUGGGCCGAACGGGCACUCAUUUAUCUGUCAGCCAAAGGCGUUCCGUGCGUUGAAAUGUUUUUUUUAAGCGCUUCAAAGAAAUUUUUUCAGAACUGAAGUAGUGAACAUCCACUUGAUGGAGAAGCCAGAAUGGUAUUUCAAAAAGCACUACCAGGGAAAAGUCCCGGCCUUGGAGCACGACGGCCGUGUGAGUGGUUUGAAAUUUGAGAGAGUAAGGAUCGCAGCUAUUUUUGGUCCCCGAAAAAUUUGGAAAAAAAAGUAAGUGAAAUUUUAAGUGCGACAAGGCUAUUUUCUUAAUAGGGAAAAAGAGAAUGAUUUUUUUUAGACUUCUAAUGGUUGGGGCUGAGAAAAUUUCUAAAACAGACACAAUAAAGUUCCUUUGAGCAGCCAUUUUUUGUCUUCUUCCUUUUUUCACGCUAUUUUUCUCCCGUCUUUUUAUAACCGUUACUCUAGACGUUCAACUAUCAGAUUUCAAAAUGAAAGCUCAAUUUGAACCCUUGAAUUCAGAUAGUGAUCGAGUCAGGAGUGAUUCCUGAGUACCUGGACGAUCUUCUGCCCGAAAAUAGGUUCCUCCUUUCGGACCCAUACGAAAAGGCUCAGCAGAAACUCCUUCUGGAACGUCUCAGCGUUGUUGUACCGGCUUUCUACGGACUGUUCUCCUUGAUAAAAGACGCGAGCGCCAAAGAAGAAAAACUGGGAAACUUGAAAAAGGCCUUGGAUGAGGCAGAACAGCUUCUUCAACACGAAUUUUUCUCAGGUUACUGUUUCAUAAUUUUGAAUGGGGGGUUUUUUUUUUAUUUCUAGAGAUAUCAAAAUAGAUGAAAGAAAGGAAAAAUUAUUAACUCAAAUUUUCUCGAUCCAAUGCUACUUUCCAGGUUCCAAGGCUGGAUACGUCGAUUUCUUAAUAUUCCCAUUCUUCGAGCGAAUCUGGUGGGUCAGCGACAUUGCCGGUUUCGCCUUCCCGAGUCCUGAUCAUCCAAAAGUCGCCAAGUGGUUCAAGGCCACCUCUGAGCUUCCUGAGGUCUUUUUGCUUCAAAACAUGGGAAAAUGUUCGCAUUUUCCAGAUCGCUCGUGUCAUUCAGCCCCUAGAGAAAGGACACCUGUUCAUCAAGUCUUAUGCCGACGGAAAGCCAGACUACGAUGUAUAA
Caenorhabditis auriculariae is the source of this 1336-nucleotide messenger RNA. Lineage: Eukaryota; Metazoa; Nematoda; Chromadorea; Rhabditida; Rhabditidae. The record is from the annotation of a GenBank genome assembly.